Mustela erminea (ermine) is the source of this 5908-nucleotide messenger RNA. It is a transcript of the gene TCHH, whose product is annotated as trichohyalin. Gene Ontology annotation, molecular function: calcium ion binding; transition metal ion binding. The record is from RefSeq and is a predicted model, not a curated record. The transcript has 7 exons. Lineage: Eukaryota; Metazoa; Chordata; Mammalia; Carnivora; Mustelidae. Bases 61 to 4875 code for a protein of 1604 amino acids. Gene Ontology annotation, biological process: intermediate filament organization.
CGAGGGCUCAACUUCCUUUGGUGAAGUGGAUUUACUUGAACUUGAAGGAAAGAAAAAAAAAUGUCUCCACUUCUGAGAAGCAUCUUCAAUAUCACUGAAAUGUUCAAUCAAUAUGCCUCACAUGAUUGUGAUGGGGCAGCACUAAGCAAAAAAGACCUGAAGAACCUCCUUGAAAGGGAAUUUGGAGAUGUCCUUCGGAGACCACAUGACCCUGAGACAGUAGAUCUGAUCCUGGAACUUCUAGAUCGAGACUGUAACGGGCUCAUCGAUUUCAAUGAAUUCCUCCUGUUCGUUUUCAAGGUAGCUCAAGCUUGUUAUUAUGCUCUCAGCCAGGCCUCCGGGCUGGAUGAGAAGAGGGCCAAGUGUGAGGGAAGGGAGAACCCAUUACAAGAACCCAGGCAAGAGGACCAAAGGAGAUUCGAGCCCCAGGACAGACAAUUAGAAGAACGCAGGCAGAAAAGGCAAGAACUGGAGAGGGAACUCGCUGAGGAAGAGAAGCAGCGGCUGCAGAGGCGAGAACCGGAAGAGCGCCUUGAGGAGGAAGAGCAUCUGCAGGGGCGCAAGGGUCGGGAGCUAGAGAAAUUUACUAACCAAGAGCAAAGCCAAGAGAGGCGGGAGCAGCGAGAACUCCAGAAGGAAGAGCAGCUGCAAAGGCUAGAGCGCCAAGAGCAACAGGAGCGGGCGCUCCAGGAAGAGGAGCAGUUGGAACCGCAGAGACUCAAGGAGCCGCGCUUGCCGCAGGAGCUGAGGCGCGUGCAAGAGAGACGCGAGCAAGAACUGAGGCGCGAGGAGCAGCGCUUGGAGCAGGAACUGCGGCUCGAGCAAGAGGAAAGACGUGAGCAAGAACUGAGGCGCGAGGAGCCCCGCUUGGAGCAGGAGCUGAGGCGCCAGCAGGAAGAAAGGCGCAAACAGGAGCAGAGGCGGGAGCAGGAGGAGAGACGCCAGCAGCUGAGGCGCGAGCAGGAGAGACGCGCGCAAGAACUGAGGCGCGAGGAGCAGCGCUUGGAGCAGGAACCGCGACUUGAGCAGGAAGAAAGACGUGAACAAGAACUGAGGCGCCUGCAGGAGGAAAGGCGCAAACAGGAGCUGAGGCGGGAGCAGGAGGAGAGAUGUCAGCAGCUGAGGCGCGAGGAGCAGCGCUUGGAGCAGGAGCUGAGGCGCCAGCAGGAGAGACGCGAGCAAGAACUGAGGAGCGAGGAGCCCCGCUUGGAACAGGAGCUGAAGCGUGAGCAGCAGCUGAGGUGUGAGCAGCAGGAAAGACGCGAGCAGGAGCUGAGGCGCGAGGAACAGCGCUUGGAGCAGGAGCUGAGGCGCGAGCAGCAGCUAAGUCGUGAGCAGGAGGAAAGACUCGAGCAGGAGCUGAGGCAGGAGCAGGAGGAGAGACGCCAGCAACUGAGGCGAGAGGAGCAGCGCUUGGAGCAAGAGCUGAGGCGCGAGCAGCAGAUAAGGCAGGAGCAGGAGGAGAGACGCGAACAGCUGAGGCGCGAGGAGCCGCGCUUGGAGCAGGAGGAGAGACUCGAGCAGCAGCUGAGACGCGAGCAGGAGGAGAGACGCGAGCAGCGGAGGCGCGAGGAGCCGCGCUUGGAGCAGGAGGAGAGACUCGAGCAGCAGCUGAGACGCGAGCAGGAGGAGAGACGCGAGCAGCUGAGGCGCGAGGAGCAGCGCUUGGAGCAGCAGCUCAGGCGCGAGCAGGAGCUGAGGCGCGAGGAGCCGCGCUUGGAGCAGGAGGAGAGACUCGAGCAGCAGCUGAGGCGCGAGCAGGAGGAGAGACGCGAGCAGCGGAGGCGCGAGGAGCAGCGCUUGGAGCAGCAGCUCAGGCGCGAGCAGGAGCUGAGGCGCGAGGAACCGCGCUUGGAGCAGGAGGAGAGACUCGAGCAGCAGCUGAGACGCGAGCAGGAGGAGAGACGCGAGCAGCGGAGGCGCGAGGAGCAGCGCUUGGAGCAGCAGCUCAGGCGCGAGCAGGAGCUGAGGCGCGAGGAACCGCGCUUGGAGCAGGAGGAGAGACUCGAGCAGCAGCUGAGACGCGAGCAGGAGGAGAGACGCGAGCAGCGGAGGCGCGAGGAGCAGCGCUUGGAGCAGCAGCUCAGGCGCGAGCAGGAGCUGAGGCGCGAGGAACCGCGCUUGGAGCAGGAGGAGAGACUCGAGCAGCAGCUGAGGCGCGAGCAGGAGGAGAGACGCGAGCAGCUGAGGCGCGAGGAGCAGCGCUUGGAGCAGCAGCUCAGGCGCGAGCAGGAGCUGAGGCGCGAGGAACCGCGCUUGGAGCAGGAGGAGAGACUCGAGCAGCAGCUGAGGCGCGAGCAGGAGGAGAGACGCGAGCAGCUGAGACGCGAGGAGCCCCGCUUGGAACAGGAGAGGCUGAAAGAGCAGCUCAGGCGCGAGCAGCAGCUGAGACGCGAAGAGCCGCGCCUGGAGCAGGAACUGAGACGCGAACAGGAAGAGAGACUCGAGCAAAAGCUGAGGCGCGAGCAAGAGGAAAGACGUGAACAGCUGAGACGCGAGGAUCCCCGCUUGGAACAGGAGAGGCGGCAAGAGCAGCUGAGGCGCAAGCAGCAGCUGGCUGAGGAGGCGGUGGAACAGGAAGAGGCCCAAGAGCGGGGCAAGAGCCGCACCCCAAGGUGGCAGUGGCAGCUCGAAAGUGAGGCAGAAGCUCGUCAAAGCAAAGUCUACUCCAGGCCCUGCUGGCAGGAGCAGAAGCACUACCCGGAGCGGGAGGAGAAGAGGCGGCGCCAGGAGCGCGAGCGGCAACUCCGGGAGCAGGAGGAGAACCGCCAGUGGCAGCGCGGGUUCCGGCCCCUCCGGGAGGAGCGCGAACUGCGGCUGCAGCGGGAGGAGCAGGCACGCCUGCAGAGAGAGGAGGAAGAGCCGCGCCCCGACUUCAGAUGGCAGUGGCAAGCUGAGAAAGAAAGCGAGAGGCGCCGCCAGAGGCUGUCGGCCAGGCCCGCGUCGCAAGAGCUGCGGGAGAAGCAGUUAAGAGCGGAGGAGCGGCAGGCGCGGGAGCUGUUCUGUGAAGAGGAGGAGCAGCGCCCCCAGCGACUCGAGAGGGAGCUGGAGCAGCAGGUCCGUAAGGAGAAGCAGCUCCAGUUGGAGGAAAGCUUCCAAGAGGACCGGGAGAGGAAGCUACACCAGGAAAAGCAGCGCCACGACCAAAAAUGGAGGUGGCAAGCAGAUGAGGAAAGCCAGAGACGCCGCCACACAGUGUACGCCAAGCCAGCUGAAAGAGAGCAGCUGAGGGAAGAAGAGCAGCUGCAGAGGGAGGAACGCGAAAAGAGGCGCCGCCAGGAGCAGGAGAGACAAUAUCGGGAGGAAGAGCAGCUGCAGAGGGAGGAACGCGAAAAGAGGCGCCGCCAGGAGCGGGAGAGACAAUAUCGGGAGGAAGAGCAGCUGCAGCAGGAGGAAGAGCAGCUGCAGAGGGAGAGGAGGCGCGAACAGCGCGACAGGCAAUAUCUGGAGGAUGAAGAGCUGCAGCGCCUAGACGGGAAGCGGCAAUUCCAGGAUGACGAUCAGCGCGGUGAUCUGAAAUGGCAGUGGCAACCAGAAAAGGAAAAUGAAGUUCGUAAUCAUAGGGUUUACUCCAAACGCAGAGAGAACGAAGAAAAGAUUCAGGAGGACGACAAGAAGUUCCGCCAGGAGGAGCAGCUCCUGCAAGAAAGGGAAGAACAGCUGCGCCGCCAGGAGCGCGACAGAAAGUUCCGCGAGGAAGAACAUCAGCUGUGCCGCAGGGAACGUGAGCAACAGCUUCGCCAGGAGCGAGACAGAAAGUUCCGCGAGGAGGAGCAGCUCCUGCAGGAAAGGGAAGAACAGCUGCGCCGCCAGGAACGCGACAGAAAGUUCCGUGAGGAGGAGCAGCUCCUGCAGGAAAGGGAGGAACAGCUGCGCCGCCAGGAACGCGACAGAAAGUUCCGCGAGGAGGACCAGCUCCUGCAGGAAAGGGAGGAACAGCUGCGCCGCCAGGAACGCGACAGAAAGUUCCGUGAGGAGGAGCAGCUCCUGCAGGAAAGGGAGGAACAGCUGCGCCGCCAGGAACGCGACAGAAAGUUCCGUGAGGAGGAGCAGCUCCUGCAGGAAAGGGAGGAACAGCUGCGCCGCCAGGAACGCGACAGAAAGUUCCGUGAGGAGGAGCAGCUCCUGCAGGAAAGGGAGGAACAGCUGCGCCGCCAGGAACGCGACAGAAAGUUCCGUGAGGAGGAGCAGCUCCUGCAGGAAAGGGAAGAACAGCUGCGCCGCCAGGAACGCGACAGAAAGUUCCGUGAGGAGGAGCAGCUCCUGCAGGAAAGGGAGGAACAGCUGCGCCGCCAGGAACGCGACAGAAAGUUCCGCGAGGAAGAACAGCAGCUGCGCCGCAGGGAACGUGAGCAACAGCUUCGCCAGGAGCGCGACAGAAAGUUCGGCGAGGAGGACCAGCUCCUGCAGGAAAGGGAGGAACAGCUGCGCCGCCAGGAACGCGACAGAAAGUUCCGUGAGGAGGAGCAGCUCCUGCAGGAAAGGGAGGAACAGCUGCGCCGCCAGGAACGCGACAGAAAGUUCCGCGAGGAGGACCAGCUCCUGCAGGAAAGGGAGGAACAGCUGCGCCGCCAGGAACGCGACAGAAAGUUCCGCGAGGAGGAGCAGCUCCUGCAGGAAAGGGAAGAACAGCUGCGCCGCCAGAAGCGCGAUAGAAAGUUCCGCGAGGAAGAGCAGCUCCUGCAGGAAAGGGAAGAACAGCUGCGCCGCCAGCAGGAGGAGCAGCAGAGGCGCCGUGGCCAAGUCUGGGAAAAAGGAGACUUGGGCAGUCAGCAGUCUCUGGAGCCUGGCAAGCGUCAGUUUGCCAGUGUCCCGGUGCGCUCCAGCCCUCUCUAUGAGUACAUCCAAGAGCAGAGAUCUCAGUACCGCCCAUAGGAGAUGCUGCCAAUAUCCGGACACCUACCAAAGCUUCCAGCAAAAGAAAAUGAGGAACACUGGAUACCAAAUGACUCAAAUGUUUCUGGUUGUGGGAGAACUCUCUGAUGUUCCAAAAUCUUUUUUUCCAAAACCUUAAACUACACUUAUUUCAUGAACCUUUUACUCUUGCCUUUUAUUCUUCCUGAAAUAAUUCUUUACUGCAGGGUGUCUUUGCUCUUUGGUGCAGAUAUGGUGUGCAUUUUUUUAAAACAUAAAUAAUUUGUUUAAGGAGUUCUGUUUGGUGAACGUUAAUCUGUUGCUUUCCAAAGUUGCAAGAAUAUAAUUUAAGAUUCAAAAAUAACUGGGUCUUUUUUUUUUUAAUAGUUGAUCCAUCGUUUGGAGAGUUUCAAUAUUUUUAAUGUUCAGUUGGUAUUUCUUCUUGAGCCUAAACGACAUUAACAUUUACCUCCAAAUAGACUGGCUUUUGUGACAUAAUUAGCACAGAUUCUGCAAGGGGACUGAAUUUUUACAACCUUGAAAAGCACAGGGGGAGUGACUUCUACAGAAAAACUCCCUCUGAAAUCAACCCCUAACUGGAAGAAAUAUCUGUUAUGAAGAAGGUUUAGCUUCAAGACUUAGAAUUUGAAUUAGAUUUUUUUUCACACUUCAUAAACACUUAAAAUAUCAUGGAGCAAAAGCAAGCUGUUUUUCAAACAACUCCACAGUUCAAAUUUUAAAACUCUCUACUGUAGUCUGUAGUGCUCAGUUUCUUUUCCCCCAGUCUUUGAUGAGUUUGAGAAUUUUACUAUCUUUGUUCAUUUUAACUGAGAAGGAAACUGCUCAGGAUCCUGUAAGCAUCUAUUUAGCUCUAGAGCCAAUAAGCAAUCACAGCAUUUGGGGGGAGAGAAAGGGAAAUUUUGUGAAAAGAAGGGCAAGUUCCUAGAGGCCCUUAGAUAAGACCCAUCAUCCCACAAUCCUUUGAGGUCUAUUGAUACUACCUUGGAGAUGUUCUUAUUGAAAUGAUUGGACUAUGUAAAAAAUAAUAAAUGUU